Arctia plantaginis is the source of this 717-nucleotide messenger RNA. NCBI's taxonomy places the organism in Eukaryota, Metazoa, Arthropoda, Insecta, Lepidoptera, Erebidae. The record is from the annotation of a GenBank genome assembly.
AUGGUGGGUAUAUCCUACAGAGAUGUGCCUGUAUGUUCAGGUGCAAUAAUUAAAAUUUAUGUAGUGUUAACUGCAGCAAGUCCUAUGCGUUAUCACAAUAUAAAUCAUGGUCGUGUCACUGAUUCUUUAAAGGCCCACGUAAUUUACCGUGAGUGGGACAAAAGUGUUGCUAUUGAAGUUGAGAGCAAUUAUUUCCAAACAAAAUUCUUUAACCACUCAACAGAAGCAUUUGAAAAAAGUGGUAUAUACGCUCCAGUUCAUGACUUGGCUUGUUUGGCCCUAACAAGGCAGCUUCCGAUCGACGCUUCUGCUCUAAGCGUGCGUCAUCCGAUCCGCAAACAUAGAAGUAUAAAGGAGGUUUUUAAAUCAACCGGUGUGUUCACAAUCGUCGGUCACGGGUACGCUGACCGGCUGCAUGUGCAACAGAAUAUUCAGCUGGAAGCUGUGGAUUACCUGGUCGACGACGUGUUAGUGGACUGUGAUGAAUGGAUCCCAAGAUCCUGGGGAUAUUUUGUGUGUUUAUUAAACGUUGAUAACUUUGUUGGAAUAUCAUCCGGAGCUGCAUUACUGCAUAAUGGUGUUUUUGUUGCUGUCGGAAGUUUUUCCCUGACAAGAGGCAGUGAAACGAUUUUAUUAUUAACCGAUUUAAGGAAAUAUAAAUCUUUUCAUUUAUUUCGUGACGAAUACAACGGUACCCAGAAACAAACCAUGUGGUGA